This is a messenger RNA of Brassica oleracea var. oleracea, 602 nucleotides long. RefSeq names its product protein kish-like. Gene Ontology annotation, biological process: intracellular transport; protein secretion. Bases 185 to 397 code for a protein of 70 amino acids. The transcript has 5 exons. The record is from RefSeq and is a predicted model, not a curated record. NCBI's taxonomy places the organism in Eukaryota, Viridiplantae, Streptophyta, Magnoliopsida, Brassicales, Brassicaceae.
GGAAAAUCCAGAAUAACUAACUAACCCUCGCAAACGCUCCGGGCGUCUCUUGAUCGCUGAUCGGUUUGCUAGAUUCAAGCAAGCUUCGAAACCCUAAACUCCUUACUCAUUUGCUCAACUUCAGAUUGAAGGAGGCAAAUUUUGGCUUCUUCUUCAGUGAUCAACAUCAUCAUAACCAGAUACAAUGUCAGCUUUGUUCAAUUUCCAUUCGUUUUUGACGGUGGUGCUGCUUGUGAUCUGCACUUGCACUUAUCUCAAGAUGCAGUUCCCUGCCAUUCUCGAGCAGAAAACUGGGUUUCGUGGAUUCUUUUGGAAAGCUGCUAGAAUUGGUGAGCGUUUGAGCCCUUGGAUGUCGGCGGGAUGCUUCAUGAUGGGUGUCUCCAUCAUUUUCUUUUGAGUCUCACAGAACCAGUUCAUGUCUUCAUUGAGAUAUUCUGUAUGCAAACGCAUUCUAAGGUUUUGGAUGAAUGAAACUGAAAGAGUAGAAUAUAUUAUAUUUGGAUUUUGUGUUUGGUCUUGUAACUGUUGUAUUGUUUUCAUGUGGAAACUUAACUAUAAGCGACCCAUCAAUCAAAUACGAAUCUUUGUCGCAGACACACGAA